CUGUCUUUCUUCGCUUAGCUUCCCCUGUUUGUCUUUGUAUUUGUGACUGUUUUCCAGUUCAGUCUUUUUAUCUUUCUUAAUCUUGAAUUGGCCGCUGUAGCUGAUUCUCUUACUAUCGGAAAUCAGAUCGAGAAGUACCUGAAUGAAGAGUGACGCUUUUGAAGAAGCAUUUUUGUAUCUGCUUAGCUCUAUGCUCCUUGACUGUGCAGGAACUAUACUUUUCUAUGUGCAAUUAGUCACAGAAUUUGGAGCUCCUACUCUCUGUGAACGCUUUGCAGAAAAUCUUGUCUAAUUUUGUCCAGUGCUUUUUUUUUUUCAUUUCUUUUUCGUUAUACAUUGACUGCAAGCCUGUGUUGAAAUCUUUCCAGACCGGUGUGGCUCCAUGCAGCUCAUCUGUGCUGAGCGCCAGAUUUUAGCAGAGUAAAGUAUCAAUUAAUGUGAAAGUCAGUCCUUUUUAGACCCAAUGGAACAUCAAUUCCCACCUAUUCUUGCUGAAAUAUAUCCGACAGUGCCAUUUAUCAAUGGAGAUCCCACGUAUCCUAUGGAAAAUUGGACUCUGGACCCCAAUGCUAUGGCAACAUAUUCUCAUUAUUCACAGACCAUGAUUCAACCUAAGAUAUACAACACAUGGACUUCUUGUCCCCAAUACUGGACUCAAGUUAUAUUCAUUCAAGUUAACCCGGGCGAGGUCCUUACCAUAAAAGCUGAUGAUGGGUCCGUUCAGCACAUUCAAGGACCUUUAGAAGAACCUCUAAUAGCACCAACCGGUAAUUUGCCACCAAUAUACCUUCCUCCUGGUUACAUAUCUCAGGUGGUGGAAGAAAAUGGAAUUCAGAAAAUUAUUGUUGUGCCUCAGACACUUGACUAUAACAUGGCCCUGAGUGCUCCUGGGCAUCAGCUGUCACCCUUCAUAGCACCACCACAGUUCACAUACCCCCAGGCCCUUCCAUUUAUGUAUCCCCCAGUUCAAGGGGAAUUUCCAAUGCCUUACAUGCAAGAAUUUGUUCCACAGCAGAUACCACUACCUGCACCACCGCUACCACCUCCGAUUCCGAUGCUACCACCACCACCAGCAUUUAUGUACCAGGAGCAUCAUGAAACCUAUCUUCAAGGAAGAGUAAACCAUAACCAAUUUGUUGAAAGGACUGUUAAAACGGGAGAUUAUUCAAAGAAGAAAAUGAGAGAUCGCCAAUUUGGUGAACAUAAGACUAGAUCCAUGUUUAAUGACACUCCUUUGCUUCUAAACAAAACCAUUGACAUGUCAGCUACUCACACUCCAGGCAUUCACAUUGAUAACAAUACUUCAAGCAUUUGCUCUCUGAAUAACAUCUUAAGCACUUGUGCUAUUGACAAUACUCCAAAAAACUACAUUGCUAACAGUCUUCUAGACAUUAACACUACUAACAAAAUCACUAGUUCCUCUGAUCAUGCCCCUAGCACUUCUACCUCAAACACUGCUCUUUGCUUUGACACCAUUAAUAGUGCUCCAAGCCUUUCCAGAAUUAGUCAUGAUCCAGUCACCUCUGCUGGAACUCAAAAAUAUUCAAAUGCUGAUAGUACUCCACGCUGUAUUUCCGAGAGUGCUCACUAUGUUUUAAUCUCUGAAAAUGCUCAUAUCCCCUCUUCAAUUACUAAUGCUCUCAGACCUUCUGGUGCUGCCAGCAUUUCCAACAUUACCAGGGCUUAUACUGAAAAUAAUCAUGGAAAGAGAGAGAAUAAUAUGGGAGGUGGAGACAAUAAGCAGAUGUCAGGUGGAAAACAAAAGAAGACUCAGUCGUCAAAUGCAGCCCUAAAAGAAAACAAUACAGAAUACAGAACACAGCCAUGCUGUUUCAACAUUGAAAAACCUGUGGUUUCUGAUAUUCAAACACGAUCUGCUACUGUAUCAUGGAAUCCGAACAGUACUGAAAACAGUGAUCAUAUUAAUUCUCCUGUGACAUUUGAAUUGGCACUGUCUAGCAAUGGUAAAAAUGGAAUCUAUAAAAAUAUUUAUAAUGGUAAAGAAGUUACUGUGGCGCUACAUGACCUACAGCCCUGCACAGUCUACUUUUUAAGAAUUACAACUGUAAGAGGCGAAGAACACAGAAGUGUGUCUGAAGUGAUUAGCUUCACAACACCUGGCUGUGAACCAGACCCUCCACUUGCACCCAAACUAAUUAACAGAACCAAGAACAGCCUGAAUCUACAGUGGAAAGGUUCUAAAGAUAAUGGAUCCAAAAUAAGCAGCUUUCUUUUGGAAUGGGAUGAGGGUAAAGGUGAAGAGUUCAAAAGUUGCUACAGUGGUUCCAUGAAACAGCACAAGAUCUUUAAAUUGAUGGCUUCCACGAAGUAUUCAUUCAGAUUAGCUGCCAAAAAUAACUUCGGAUUCAGUAAUUUCAGUGAAAUAGCAGUCUUCUAUACAUCAGGAAACACACCUCCAGCACCGCUGCCACCUAAGUUGAAAGAAGCAGGAGUCUACAGUUUGUCGCUUGAAUGGUGUGCCCCAACAAACCCAAACCCAAAUGACACUCUUACUUAUGUACUAGAGAUGGAGGAACCAAGAUCUGGGUUGGGUUUUAAACCUAAAUACAAUGGAGAAGACCUCUCCUGCACUGUAAGAAACCUUCAGAGAAAUACUGCAUACAAGUUUCGGAUUUUUGCCUACAAUCUAGAAGGAAGAAGCAACUCCAGUGGAGAAGUAAAAUACUCUACUCGUCCAGCCAAGCCUGGAUACCCUAAAAAACCAUAUGUAGUGGGAGCAAUCUAUGCACACCAAGUAAAAAUUGGAUGGGACUCCCCCAAAGAUAAUGGAGGAAUGCACAUUUCAAGUUACAGCUUAGAAGUCAGUGAAAAUUCAGAUGGUGCAAAUGUCUGGAAGAUAAUCUACAAUGGCACCCUACAGGAAUUUCUGUAUAAUGACCUCCAACCAGGAACCACAUAUAAACUUAGAGUCUUUUGCACUUCACCUGUAGGCCAAAGCCAGCCUUCAGAUGUAUUGACAAUUCAGACGCCUACUCUGCCUCAAGAGUCUUGUCGUUCACUGCCCUUAAAUGGUAAAACCAAGUGCAAAAACACCAACCUUCUCCUUGGCAAUCGUUCUGUUAAUGGGAACUUGAAAACAGUCGUGCGUGGCAAAAAAGCAAAAAGUCCCCGGAAUGACAGAAAGGGGAGCCCUGGCUCUGAAAAGAAAUGUGCACUUGGAUCUCAUUCAAUGAAGUGUGGAACUGUACCAGCCCGGCACCCUCCUUCUCAGUGUGGUACACCUGUGUUAACCUGCAAGGGUCCAACCUGUGUUAUUGUCAGUUGGGAAAUUCCUAAAUGCAAUGGUGCUGAAAUCACUGAUUACCGACUGCAGUGGGGACAAAUUGAAGAUUCCAUGCAUUUGAUUUACACUGGCCCUUGUUUGCGCUAUGAAGUUAAAGGUCUUAUUCCAGCAACCACAUAUUUUUGCAGAGUCCAGGCUGUAAAUAUAGUUGGGGUUGGAAUGUUUGGAGGAACUGGAAAAGUAACUACACCAGGAACUGUACCCGCCAUAGUUCCAAUGUUACAAGAAGUUGAAGACAAAGUGCCUGCCAAAUUGUCGUCAUCUUGCAUAGCUAUCCAGUGGGAGGAACCAGACUGCCAUGGCUCUCCAAUCACUGGAUAUAACAUUGAAUAUGGAGAUAAAAAAAUCUUGACUGUUGAUCUAGGACCAGAAUGUGUUCUAAAAAAUCUGCAGCCUAAUACUACAUACAGAAUCAGAAUUCAAGCUAUUAAUCAUUAUGGGCUAAGCCCUUUUAGCCCACCAAUAAGAAGUAAAACCAAACCACUACUUAGCCCACCAAUAAGAAGUAAAACCACACCACUACCACCAGAGCCUCCACUGCUUCAUUGUGUAGUCUGUGGACACCAAAGUCUCAGAUUCAAAUGGGGCAAUGCCUCAAACAAGAAGUCACUUGCCAACUUUAUAAGCUACAACUUAUUAAUGGAAGAACGAUCUGGCAGAUUUUCUGUCAUUUACCAUGGGCAUACUCUCAAUCACAAAGUGCAAAAACUGAGUGAAUACACACAGUACAAGUUUAAAAUACAGGCAUGUAAUGAAGCUGGUGAGGGACCACAGUCUGAUGUCUACACUUUCACGACCACAAAAACCCCGCCUGCUGCGCUUAAAGCACCUAAAUUACAUCCACUAAAUAACAACAGUUGUGAGAUCAAAUGGGAUUCCUUGAAUCCAGUUAAAGGUGAUCCCAUCAUUUACUGUCUUCAAGUCAUCACUGGAAAGAAAGCGGAACAGAUUUACAAAGGACCGAACACUACCUUUUGCUUUUCCAACUAUCUUGCAAAUUCAAGAUAUCGCUUCAAAGUCUGUGCCGGACGUCAAUAUGAAAAUUCUGAUGGUGUGCAAGAGCUCUGGGGGCCAUAUAGCCCCAGCACACUCUUCUCAACUUACAAGCAUCAGUCAGGGCAUGGCAAAGGCGGUGGAGGUAAAGGAAAAGGCAACCACAAUGACAAAGAUGAAAAGUACAAGACAGAAAUGAGAGAUGAUACCUUCGUUCUAAUCCUUAUGAUAGGAUUUGCUCUUAUUGCCAUUUUGUGUGCUGUUGCAAUUCAGUACUUCCUGAUCAACUAGUCUAUUCUUUUAGGAAGGAGGAAAGUGCAUUACAUCAAACUUAGAAAGCCUUAGAUACAUCUUAACUAAUACUUCAAAAUAAAGCUUACCGAUAGAAGCUAUUAUCAUCAAAGGAACUGCCUUAAUAUCUAAGAGCUUUUAAUGUGACAGUAGAGAAGGUUUUUAAGGAAAUAGGUGUACUUUGAAUUCCAUCAUUUUUCAACAAAACAUUAUAUUAUGAUGCAAAGCUAAGGCCUUUUGUUGAAACUAUUUCCUGCCUUAUCUUUUCAAGUCAGUCUUUUCCAAAAUUUCUGGACUAUGAGAUAAUAGCAGUCAGUGUUUUGGAAUUGUACUUGGAACGAAAUGAGAAAAAAAAUCACUUCUAUAUGUCCAGAUACCAUCCAUAUGAAGAAAUAAAACGUAUCUACCAAA
Molecule: messenger RNA, 4999 nt
Organism: Cricetulus griseus (Chinese hamster)
Lineage: Eukaryota; Metazoa; Chordata; Mammalia; Rodentia; Cricetidae
Source: RefSeq, a predicted model, not a curated record